AUCCCUGAGUCGACAAAGGGAAGAAAAAACAACUGUUAUUCAAUCUCUGAGCACAACGGUUAACCUAAUUUGCCUCCAGGCUGUUGCUGUAAAUAGGACUGUGUUCUAAGAAUACUUAUCUGUUAAAAAAAAGGUGAAAAACCUGUAAUGGGUUGCAUGACCCGUAUCUCUCUGAACUAGUAUUCACCUUGACAGUCCUAUAAGUACUUGUAUACAGAAGGGUUUUGACUUGGGAGCCUCCUUCCCACCAAUUGGCCUUUCAAUCAGAUCAGUUCAGGACGAUCAUCUCCAACAUCCCUAGGUGGAUGUACCACUGUCUGUGUUGCAAAUUGCAAUAACACCAUAUGUGAAUUUUUUGUAGAUUAUGUGUAUUCUGUUUUUGCGGUCUACCACUCACAGCACAGUUACAUGAAGUAAGGGAUUUAGUGACUGAUGUGAUUGCUCAAAAGGCCAUCAGAAUUGCAGUCACAUGCAGUGUGAAUACAGCCUAACAACCUGAGUCCAGAAACAACAACAACUAACCACACUUACUGUAACUUGGCUGACUAAUGUGCUAGGAAUGUUAGGUUGGUUUGUUGAGGCCCUUGAAAAAUGCACCUGUAUAUGGCCCACAUCUGACCAGAGUUUCAUUAUGGAUCACAGGGGGGUCACAGGGUUCACUUUCCGCCUGGUUUCAAUUUAUCAUAGCACAACACAAAACAGGAGUCAAGUCUAGAGCAUAUCUACAUGGUGACAACAUGAUAAAAUCACAUUAAAUCCUUUCAUGAACAAUAAGUGGGUGUGUUUAAUGCACCCAUCAUAGCCCAGGGGAGAACAUCACGUAUCUGUUUAUUCAAGUUGCGAGGAAGCCUUUUGAAGCUGUCUUGCAUUUCACCCAGUGAGAGUCAUCUCCCAUAAGGUCAUGGAUCCCAGUAGUCUAGCGGGUAUAUUUUCUGUUUGCAGGUUAGCCUACAACUAAAAGUAGCCAAACAAGCAAGAGUGGUCAAGUGCUGUAAGAGCUCUUCAUUGUUCUCUGUCCCCAUCCCCCUUCCUGCAAAAUAACACUGCCUCCAGCCCUCUUAAAGGCACAGAGCACAGUGAGGUGAGAUACAAGCCCAAUGAGGGACAAGAAAUCAUCAUGUCAGAACAAUUCCCAGAAAAUGAAAUGUUCUCUGUGAACCACAGUUAUUCAUGGCAGAAGUGAAGAAAAAUAAACAAUGUGACAGUGGAGCUGAAUCAGGCAUGAUCCGAAAAAGUGUAAAUGUACCUACUUUAGUUUUAGAAACAAACCGUCAACACCAAACCUCAGGUGGCUAUGGUGGAGGUGCAGCUGGAGCCAAGUCAUGUCUAUCCCCCGGGGUUACUCAUAGCCUUCAGCGCUUGCACCACUGUCCUUGUGGCAGUGCACCUCUUCGCCCUGAUGAUCAGCACCUGCAUCCUGCCCAACCUGGAGGCCGUCAGUAAUGUUCACAACAUGAACUCGGUCAAUGAGUCACCCCAUGAGCGCAUGCACCGGCACAUUGAGCUGGCCUGGGCCUUCUCCACCGUCAUUGGCACCCUCCUCUUCCUGGCUGAGGUGGUUCUGCUGUGCUGGGUCAAGUUCCUCCCGCUCAGGCGUCCCACUGAUAACGGCACCAUCAGCUCCGGAGAGGCAGCAGCAAUUGCCUCCACCACCAUCAUGGUGCCGUUUGGACUGGUGUUCAUUGUGUUCGCUGUGCACUUCUACCGCUCUCUGGUCAGUCACAAAACUGACAUGCAGUCUCAGGAGCUGGAGGAGAUGACCCGGAUGCAGAACCAGCUGGACCACAGGGCAGAGACGACCACUCUGCAGCCCUCCUCUGUCCACUUCCCCUAACUGCCACAUACAUGUCACCUAUAACAAAUCUAUAAUGAAAUGUUUGCAUUGUUUUUUGUAUCUGUUUGCAUGAGCACACUUUCUAUAUUUUUUUUCUAUUGGAAUUUGGAGCCUGGUUUAUUUUUGUUGUAAAUAGUUGGAGGGAGUUCAGAAGAAUUUGCUUUGUUACUCUGGUCACUCGACUAGAAUCAAGUCACUAUUUUUGCUGCAUGUCUACUGUCUUCCUAAUUGUAUUUGGUCAGAGUGGCCAAAUGUGAGUUGGCACUUAUUUUUUUAUAUGUUUAGAUUUUUUCAGUAUAUAGAAUGUGAUAUUUGUAGUUACUCACAUAACUACAAUACAUUUUGCCAAACAGCUGGCAAACAGCAAACGUAUGGGAUGAACAUAAUAGGACAUUUUGGCAGGUACCG
Esox lucius (northern pike) is the source of this 2242-nucleotide messenger RNA. It is a transcript of the gene orai1a, whose product is annotated as ORAI calcium release-activated calcium modulator 1a. The coding region runs from base 1295 to 1834 and encodes 179 amino acids. NCBI's taxonomy places the organism in Eukaryota, Metazoa, Chordata, Actinopteri, Esociformes, Esocidae. Gene Ontology annotation, molecular function: store-operated calcium channel activity. The record is from RefSeq and is a predicted model, not a curated record. Gene Ontology annotation, biological process: store-operated calcium entry. Gene Ontology annotation, cellular component: membrane. The transcript has 2 exons.